This is a messenger RNA of Pseudomyrmex gracilis, 1480 nucleotides long. RefSeq names its product thioredoxin domain-containing protein. The record is from RefSeq and is a predicted model, not a curated record. NCBI's taxonomy places the organism in Eukaryota, Metazoa, Arthropoda, Insecta, Hymenoptera, Formicidae. The transcript is spliced from 6 exons. Bases 169 to 1083 code for a protein of 304 amino acids.
GCUCGCAAUAUGGCUGCCGUUCGUGCACGACUGACAGAUGGAGUUUCCUUCUCCAAGUUUCCGAUCAUUUAUUCCAUGCCUAUACACGAACCAAGUUUGACGUGUACAGAGAGAGGUUGCCGGUGAAAUACAUUUCAUGUGUUGUCAACCUCCUUACGCGAAUUAGUGAUGUUACGACUGGUGUUUCUGGUCGCGAUAUGCGUCUUUUCCAGCGCGCAAGCUGGAGAUCUUGAAACGGUAAACGAUGAGGAAUUGCUGAAUCUCAUAAAAACUGAAAAUUACGUCGUCGUUCUAUUCACGAAGAAGGACUGUCCGGAAUGCGAGAAUUACGAGAACACAUUGAUUCAAUUGCGUGAGGACUUGGUCGACUCCUUGUCCGCGUGGAUCGUCAAGACUUUCGACAGCCAAUUGCUCCAGUUGUACAGCACCGAUAAAGAGCCGGUCUUGUUGUUCUUCCGACAUGGUCUUCCUCUUUUGUAUGAUGGUAUGGGUGGUAUGGAUUAUGGAUCCUUGAACGAGGAGAUGAUAUUAACCAUGUUCGCGGAGAAUAAACUACCGGGAGUGAAGGAACUUACUGAUGAUACGUUUGAGCAUUUGACUCAAGCAAGCAGCGGCGCCACGACUGGCGACUGGUUUAUUAUGUUUUACAGCACAGACUGUGCACAGUGUUUGCGCAUGAUCGCGAGAUGGGAAACGGUCGCCGCAAAGCUCAGACAGACGGUGAACGUAGCGCUUAUCAAUAAGUCCACGACUGGGGCUUACACAGCCAGAAGAUUUCACGUCUACGACACUCCGCAAUUUAUAUUAUUCAGACAUGGAAAGAUGUAUCGGUACGAUACAGAUAAGUACGACAUCAAGUCUCUCGUGUCAUUUGCCAAGGAAUGGUACAGAAAUGUGAAAGCGGAGAAAGUGCCCGUGCCUCAAAGUCCUUUCGAUGAUCUCACGCAAAGAAUCGCAAACUUUAUUCGCGACAAUCCGUGGAUACUCAAGCUGAGUAGUAUUUGCAUCGGGAUCCUAGUUGUGAUUACAGCCGUGUCUAAACUGAAGCAGAAGCCCGAAACGCCGCAGAAGAAGGAUAAAUAAGUCGAUCGUAAAUUUGAUCCGCCAAUGAGAUAUCGCGAACGUUUCUCUGCACCAUUUAACAGCGUUAAAACCGAGUUUUGAGCUCAUUAAAUUUAUUGAAGUUACUUAACAAACACACCGACAGGUGCUUCGUCGAGAAAAGACUUAUUGUCCAGCUAUUGCAUACAAUAUGCAUUCCGUCAAUUAAAUAUUAUAUGAUAUUACAUGUUUACUGUUCCCGAUUUUAUUGCUACUUUCUUACUCGACCUCUUUUGUACAAGCAAUUUGUAAAUAGUUUAUCUUUCAGUAAACAUAACGCUAUUCGAAAAACAUCUAAUACUGAAGAGGAUAUAGAGCAAUAAGAAUCUUCUAUGUGUAUAGAUUUUUUACAAAGAAAUAUACCUUUGAUGCAAAAACA